Molecule: messenger RNA, 431 nt
Organism: Sinocyclocheilus rhinocerous
Lineage: Eukaryota; Metazoa; Chordata; Actinopteri; Cypriniformes; Cyprinidae
Product: cytochrome P450 2K4-like
Exons: 3
Biological process (GO): xenobiotic metabolic process
Cellular component (GO): cytoplasm; intracellular membrane-bounded organelle
Molecular function (GO): oxidoreductase activity, acting on paired donors, with incorporation or reduction of molecular oxygen, reduced flavin or flavoprotein as one donor, and incorporation of one atom of oxygen; iron ion binding; heme binding
Source: RefSeq, a predicted model, not a curated record
CUUGGCUUUCACCGUCAUGAUUUCUGCAGGAAUCUGGCAAAACAGACUCUUUGUACAAUUCAAUGAAUUUAUAUUGUACAAUCAACAACCUAUUUGGUGCUGGUACCGACACUACGGCUACAACGCUACGCUGGGGUCUUCUGCUCAUGGCCAAAUACCCUGAAAUACAAGCCAGGGUUCAAGAUGAGAUUGACCGAGUGAUCGGUGGACGUCAGCCAGUGGCGGAAGACAGGAAGAACUUAUCAUAUACAGACGCUGUGAUCCAUGAAACCCAGAGAUUUGCAAACGUAGUACCCCUUGGUUCCCCUCAUCAGACCACCUGUGAUGUUCACCUGAAUGGAUACCUCAUCAAGAAGGGUACCAGUGUGUGGGCGCUACUGGCAUCUGUACUGAGGGAUGAAAAUGAGUGGGAAACUCCUGACAGCUUCAAC